Messenger RNA from Aspergillus lentulus, 1386 nucleotides. RefSeq names its product neutral amino acid permease. The record is from RefSeq and is a predicted model, not a curated record. Gene Ontology annotation, cellular component: membrane. NCBI's taxonomy places the organism in Eukaryota, Fungi, Ascomycota, Eurotiomycetes, Eurotiales, Aspergillaceae. Gene Ontology annotation, biological process: amino acid transmembrane transport. Gene Ontology annotation, molecular function: L-amino acid transmembrane transporter activity.
AUGAUUCAGAGCGUCGAUGUUCCUCCUGUAUCCGACCCCGAGAAUCCACAAGAGAAGGGCAUUGCUAGCCGGGAUGCAUCUCUGGCCGAAGACGAGAAGAAGUAUGACGCCACACCUGCCUACAGGCAGGAUGCUUUUGGCGAUGAGUCGAAUGCGGAGGUCAAAUAUAAAGUCAUGAAGUGGUGGCAAUGUGGUCUGCUCAUGGUUGCCGAAACUGUCUCGCUCGGUGUUCUGUCGCUGCCUGCUGCUGUCGCUGGCCUGGGCCUGGUUCCUUCUGUCAUUCUUCUGGUCAGUCUCGGCAUCGUCUCAACCUACACCGGAUACGUUCUUGGGCAGUUCAAACUCAAGGUACCGUGGGUUGCUAACAUGGGCGAUGCCGGCGAGGUGGUCUUUGGCAGUUGGGGCCGUGAGAUUCUUGGAGCAGCCCAGGUGCUAUUCCUGGUCUUCGUCAUGGCUAGUCAUCUCCUCACCUUUGUCAUUGCCAUGAACACGAUCACGGGUCACGGGACCUGUUCAAUUGUGUUCGGUGUUGUGGGCAUGGUUGUUUCGUUCAUCCUGUCCUUGCCGCGGACGCUGGCGAAGAUGUCCUGGCUCUCUCUAGUUUCUUUUACCAGCAUUAUUUCCGCGGUGAUCAUUUGUAUGAUCGGCGUAAUUAUAAAGCAUCCGGGUGGAAAGGUCAUGGCAACUGUCGACACGGACUUGGUCCAUGGGUUCUCUGCCGUCACUAACAUCGUCUUUGCUUUCUCCGGGCACGCAGCCUAUUUCGGUCUCAUGGCCGAAUUGAAAGAUCCUCGCGACUUCCCCAAGGCCCUGAUGCUGCUGCAGAGCGUCGAUGUCUGCCUUUACAUCAUCGCCGCCAUCGUCAUCUACAUCUACGGCGGUGCCUCAGUGCCUUCGCCAGCUCUCGGGUCAGCCUCAGUUUUAGUCUCCAAGGUUGCCUACGGCAUCGCCUUGCCUACUAUCAUCAUCGCCGGCGUCAUUAACGGCCACGUUGCUUUUAAAUACGUCUACAUCCGCAUCUUUCAGGGGACCUCAAGAAUUCAUCAAAGGGACUGGGUGGCCGUGAGCUCCUGGGUCGCCAUCGCGCUCUCCCUCUGGAUCGUCGCCUGGAUCAUCGCUGAAGCCAUUCCGGUCUUCAGCAAUCUGUUGAGCUUGAUCACUGCCCUCUUCGCCUCCUGGUUCACCUAUGGCCUCAGCGGUAUUUUCUGGCUCUACCUCAACAAGGGCAAGUACUUGUCCUCCCCGCGCAAGAUGUUCCUGACAGUCGUCAAUCUCUUCUGCGUGGUCUUUGCUGCCGUGCUCUGUGGUCUGGGCUUGUACGUCUCCGGAAAGGCGAUACAUGAUAACCCCAGCAGUGCGAGCUUUUCGUGCGCCAAUAAUGCUUAA